Messenger RNA from Lactuca sativa (garden lettuce), 699 nucleotides. The record is from RefSeq and is a predicted model, not a curated record. NCBI's taxonomy places the organism in Eukaryota, Viridiplantae, Streptophyta, Magnoliopsida, Asterales, Asteraceae.
AUGUCUGGUUACAAAAGUGGUGUGAUUGAUCCUACAUUAUUUAGAAUGGAAAAUGGAAAUCACUUGAUGCUCGUCCAAAUAUAUGUGGAUGAUAUCAUUUUUGGGUCAAUAUAUCAGGGUAUGGUGAAUGAAUUUGCAAAACUCAUGACAAAAAAAUUCAAAAUGAGCAUGAAUAGAGAGAUAAACUUCUUUUUAGGUCUUCAAGUGAAACAAGUCCCUCAAGGGAUAUUCAUUCAUCAAGUGAAGUACACCUCUGAGCUGCUGAAGAAAUACUCAAUGGACAAUUGUUUCGCAGCCAAGGUCCCUAUGGCCUUCGGAUACAAGAUUUCAGCUGAUCCUUCAGGAGAAUCAGUUGACCACAAAACUUAUCGUGGAAUGUUUGGGUCAUUGAUGUACCUCACCCACAACAUACUGAAUAUUGUCUUUGCAACAGGCUUAUGUUCUAGGUACCAAGCUGAUCCUAAAGUAUCAGAUUUGACCGCAGUGAAGCAAAUUCUCAGAUACUUAAAGGCAAGUAAAGCGUUACGCCUUUGGUAUCCUGCAGGAAAUGAUUUCAGCCUUCAAGCCUUCACAGAUGCAAAUCAUUUCGGAUGCAGAUUAGAUAGGAAAAGCACUUCCGAUGGUUGUCAAUUUCUAGGAGGAAGCCUAGUCAGUUGGUCUUCAAGGAAGCAAAAUUGUGUCUCUUUUUCUACCGCAUAA